ACUCGAAUUCGUCUGUGUUUGAUCUAUCCGCUGUUCAAGAACCAGACCCAGAAAUGAAAGUAAAUGGAAUGGGCUUCCUCGGCCCGUAUUUUAGCGGGGAAAUACGGGCCAUCGGCCCAAUUCAGGGGUGAGCCAAUUUCACUUCUUCAAUCUUCAUCGCCCGCCGAUUUCCCCCUAAACUUCCUCGUUUCCGGUUGAGAUUUUGGGGAGGCUUUGGGAGCUGGGAAGCAGCAGUAAUGGAAUUUGAGAAGAGGAAAGCUGCGACUAUGGCGUCGCUCGGCUCAACUGAGACCGACAAAUCGCCCAAGGGAAGCUUGGACACUCCAAUCAUUCCCCUCAUCAACACUCUCAACACCCACCCGUCUUACUUCACCACAAGUUCCUGCUCCGGCCGUAUAUCUAUUCUCUCCCAACCAAUCACUAGCGCCUCUGCCGUCGCCGUGAAGCCGAAGAAGAAAGCCCUAGGUGGGUCUUGGCUGCUUGUCACUCAUGAAUUUGCCGAUCCCGACUCAGUCGUCGACCUCCUCUUCCGCUCACCAUCAACUAACGGGGAGUUAUCUGAGAUCGUGUUCAGGUUCGAACCUCUGAUCAUAGCAGUUGAAUGUAAGGACCUUGGAUCGGCUCAGGCUCUGGUUUCUUCCGCUAUAUCUUGUGGGUUCAGAGAAUCGGGGAUUACCAGUGCUAGCAAGCGUGUGAUAAUCGCAAUUCGCUGUUCUAUUCGAAUGGAGGUGCCGUUGGGGACUACAGAGAAGAUUAUGGUCUCGCCUGAGUACGUCCGAUACCUUGUCGAUGUAGCAAAUGAAAAGAUGGAGGCCAAUAAGAAGAGAACUGACGGAUUUUUUAAGACAAUGCAAAGUAGUGUGUCUGUCGUUUCUAAUGUUUCGCAGACGUGUCACGGAAUCCUAUCGAGGGAGGCAAUGGGGGAUGUGAAUGAUUCGGUGGAUAGCAAGGGACAUGUUUGUGCUGAUGAAGAGGAUGAUGGUGCAGCGCUGGAAGGCGGGGAUAGGAAUGCCACUGGAUCAUCAGAAGCAUGCAGUCAUAGUUUAUCUGUUGAACAGAUGGACAUUGUUGGGGAGCCUAUGGCGAAGCUUUUUAUUUGGGGGCACUCAGCCACUACUAUCCACAAUAAAGUUAUUGUCUUUGGUGGUUUUGGAGGCAUGGGUAGACAUGCGAGAAGAAAUGAUUUAUUACAACUUGAUAUGUCGUCAUGUUCAUUGCAGACAAUCAAUGUCGAGGACAGUCCAUCUCCUCGGCUGGGUCACACAUCGUCUUUGGUUGGAGAUUUUAUUUAUGUUAUUGGUGGCAGGACAGAUCCUACGUGUAUUCUAAAUGAUGUAUGGGUCUUUAAUACAACUCUGGAAAAAUGGACGUUACUAGAAUGCACUGGUAGCCCCUUUUCUCCUAGGCACCGGCAUGCUGCAGCUGCAGUAGGCUCAAAGAUUUAUGUGUUUGGUGGACUUGAGAAUGACAGAAUCUCAUCUUCCUUGAUUGUCCUGGACACGGAUAGUCAUCAGUGGAAAGAAAUACAGGCUGGUGGUGAACAUCCAUGUGGUCGUCAUUCACACUCAAUGGUGUCUUGUGGGUCGCAUAUUUAUAUGUUUGGGGGGUAUGAUGGGGAGAAAACUCUUGGGGACUUGUAUACUUUUGAUGCAGAUGCUUGUUUUUGGAAGAAAGAAAAUAUAGCUGGGAGAACACCGAAUGCAAGGUUCUCCCAUGCAAUGUUUGUGUAUAAAAAUUAUAUUGGAAUCAUUGGAGGUUGCCCUGUGACACAAACCUGUCAGCAGUUAUCAUUACUCGAUUUGCAUCUUCACUCUUGGACGCACGUGUCUCUAAAGUGUAUUGGCAAGGGUUUGUUUGUACGUAGCACAGCCAGUGUUGUUGGUGAUGAUGUUGUUCUAAUUGGUGGUGGAGCAUCAUGCUAUGCAUUUGGGACGAUGUUUAGCGAGCCAAUGAAAAUUAGGUUGCAUCCAUUGAUGUCUUCAGAGGUUAUUUUAGGGCAUCCUGAAACCAUAGAAAAGGUUGCGAAUCAUCUAAUUGAAGAGUUGGAGCAAAAGAACAGAGAUCCUGAAUGUCUACUCAAUGGUAAUGCUCAAAGUUUCAAUGAAGCUUCUGGCUUUACUAUUGAACGUGAAAAACCCAAUUUACAUGAACAAAAACAACAAGGUGCUUUGUAUUGGAUUUUACAAAUUGAAAAAAAGUAUGCAAAAUUAGGGAAGGACAUUUUAAAGACGUUUGGAUGGCUGGACCUGGGUAGAAAGGUUUCUUCACGGAGUAGUGGUGGAACACAUAUUUGUUUCCCAGUGAAUAGCAAAUUCUGUGAUAUAUUUGAUGAAAAGCAGUCCUGGUGGGGAGAUCAAAUUUAUCAGAAGAAUGACUUUCAUGUAUCUGAACUUGUAAGUUGUGAAGGAUUUCGGCCAAACAAAUGCUCUUACUUAGAAGCUUUGAACAUGUUAAAGAAAUGUGAUGCAACCAAACUGGUGGAUGAAGUUGUUGAGAUAAAAACAGCGACCAAAUCUCCAUAUAAAAAGAUGAGCGAAGCAGUAUACUCCCUGAUAAAGCAUAAUGGGCUAUCUGAAGAACUUUUGGAGGAGCUGCCAACAAGAUGGGAGCGACUUGGAGACAUUGUGGUGCUUCCAGUGACAUCCUUUAAGGACCCUAUAUGGGACACUGUUGGGGAGGAGCUGUGGCCUAUGAUUGCCAAAUCACUUUGUACUAGUCGUCUUGCUCGCCAAGGAAGAGUUGCUUCGACUGGUACAAGGGAUAGUAACUUAGAGAUUCUUGUGGGAGAUAAUGGUUGGGUUGACCAUCGUGAAAAUGGAAUAGCAUAUUCUUUCGAUGCCACCAAGUGCAUGUUUUCCUGGGGCAAUCUUUCUGAGAAACUUCGGAUGGCCCAUCUGGACUGUAAAGAGGAGACCAUUGUGGAUUUAUUUGCUGGAAUUGGAUAUUUUGUGUUGCCAUUUCUUGUCGGGGCUAAAGCAAAACUGGUCUAUGCUUGCGAGUGGAAUCCUCACGCUAUUGAGGCACUUAAACGUAAUUUACAAGCUAAUUGUGUGAGCAACCGCUGUAUCAUUCUUGAAGGAGAUAACCGGGAGACAGCACCUAAGGGAGUUGCUGAUCGGGUUUGCCUUGGUCUCCUUCCAACAAGUGAGGGUAGCUGGGUGACUGCUGUGAGGACAUUGAGAAGUGAAGGCGGGAUGCUACAUGUGCAUGAUAAUGUGAAGGACUCCGAAGAAGAAUUGUGGACUCGACACCUCCUACAAUCAAUAGCUGAAAUUGCUAGAUCUGAAGGUCAUCAUUGGGAUGUUUCAAUAGAACAUGUUGAGAGAGUAAAAUGGUACGCACCACACAUUCGCCAUCUCGUCGCCGAUGUAAAAUGCAGAAGGAUUCAACAGAACAGGUUAUCAACUUAACAGUCGAGAUCAAUAAUCAAUGAGAAAAUUGACUGCUCUUGCUCAAAGGGGGGAUUUGUAUGGAAAUGUUAGCCAUAUCAUUAAAGUUCAUGGCAGCUGAGAACUGUUCUUUCUGCUCAAUGUUGGAGAUUUUGGAAUCACUGCUGAAUGUUGGAUGGUAGAAUUAUCCCAUAAACAGGGCUUCUUAUUUAUGUGACAAAUUUCAUGUACACCAACUGUUCUAGCUAAAUUAAAUAGUGAAUUAAAACCUGAUUAUUCCUUCUGGAAA
This is a messenger RNA of Momordica charantia (bitter melon), 3678 nucleotides long. Its product is annotated as Met-10+ like family protein / kelch repeat-containing protein. The record is from RefSeq and is a predicted model, not a curated record. Gene Ontology annotation, molecular function: protein binding; tRNA methyltransferase activity. Gene Ontology annotation, biological process: wybutosine biosynthetic process; tRNA methylation. Lineage: Eukaryota; Viridiplantae; Streptophyta; Magnoliopsida; Cucurbitales; Cucurbitaceae. Gene Ontology annotation, cellular component: cytoplasm.